This is a messenger RNA of Stegodyphus dumicola, 3519 nucleotides long. RefSeq names its product C-Jun-amino-terminal kinase-interacting protein 4-like. Gene Ontology annotation, biological process: vesicle-mediated transport. Gene Ontology annotation, cellular component: cytoplasm. Gene Ontology annotation, molecular function: JUN kinase binding; signaling receptor complex adaptor activity; MAP kinase scaffold activity. NCBI's taxonomy places the organism in Eukaryota, Metazoa, Arthropoda, Arachnida, Araneae, Eresidae. The record is from RefSeq and is a predicted model, not a curated record.
GUUGGACUGAUGGAUUUGGUUCUGAUUUGACUGAUCUUUCAAUAUCUUCAGCACCUGAUGUAGAUGAUAUGAAUGAUUUGUCAAUAGAUACUCCUCCUGUGGCAACUGUUCAGAAUGAGAAAAGGCGACCAAAUACUCUGUAUCAAGAGCUCAGUUUCCAAGAAUCUGAAAAUUUACCAGAAGGAGAUGAUGCGAAUGACAUAGCUGCUCCUGACAGUUUCUUUGGAAUGGGCAAAGAAGUAGAAAAUUUAAUUUUAGAAAAUAACGAAUUGCUAGCCACAAAGAAUGCUUUAAAUAUUGUGAAGGAUGAUCUCAUUGCAAAAGUUGAUGAAUUAACAAGUGAAAUGGAAAUUCUGCAAGGGGAAAUCAAGUCCCUCCAAGCGGUAAAAGAACGUUUAAAACAGCGAGUCUUUGAUUUGGAGGACGAACUGAAGAAAACGAAGGAAGAAGCUGAGAAAACUAAAGCUAAAUUUGAAGAAGAGGAAGACAUUCCAUUAGCACAAAGAAAGCGUUUUACUAGAGUAGAGAUGGCUCGUGUUUUAAUGGAAAGAAAUCAAUAUAAAGAAAAAUUAAUGGAACUCCAAGAAGCUGUUCGGUGGACUGAAAUGAUAAGGGCAUCCAGAAAUGAUCCAUCCUCUGACCAGAGGAAAAAUCAGUCUUCCAUCAGAAAAUUUUUCAGUAGUUUGUUUAGCUCAAGUAGUUCUUCAGAGAAGAUGAUCAGAAAAUCUCCAACAUCUUCAGGAAUGCUGUUCAAUUCACCCACUGUUCAUGUUAGUCCCACUCUGGAUGCAUUGCGGAAGACUAGGUUGGGAGAGAAAGGAAAAAGUGUUGAUUUCCUUGAUAGCGAUUUAGCAUCGGAACGCCUUCAGCAACAACGUGCCAGGGAAAGAAAAGAGCAAUACAAGAAAGUCCGAGCUCAUGUCAAGAAAGAGGAUGGCCGCAUGCAAGCUUAUGGUUGGAGUCUUCCAAUUCAUGGCAUUGGUGAUGGUAAAAGCAAUGGUGAAAUGGAAUCUAAAAGCUCUAUAACGUUUGAUCCUAGUUUUCCUGUUCCUAUUCCUGUUUAUUGCAGGCCUUUGAUGGACAAGGAGCCAGGCAUGAAGAUAUGGUGUGCAGCAGGUGUUAAUCUUAAUGGGGGAAGAACGAGGGAUGGUGGUUCUAUAGUUGGAGCUAGUGUGUUUUAUUCUUCUCCUCCUGAAGAAGGCUCUUCAACAGAAAAUUUAUCUGAAGUUGAAAAAUUGAAUCAUGAACUUGCUGAGCAAGAGAAAUGCAGGAAGGAAAAUGAAGAAAUUGAACAGAAACUUUCAUCAUUGAUCUGGAUUGGAACAAGCACACACACAAACAGUAAAGUAAAUGUCAUCGAUGCUAGAAAUCCUGGAGAUGUUCUGAGUAGCUUUUUCGUCUGUUCGUCCCAUCUGCUAUGUAUUGCAAGUGUUCCUGGUGCUUGUGAAUCUGACUAUCCAGUUGAUGAGGAAUUUCUGAAACUUGGUUUAGAAAGUGAUAAAACGGAAUUACAUGAUGAUAGUAAAUCUAGUGAUAGUGUGAGCAGCAUUGGAAAUAUAACUUUUGUUAGCUGUUCUACUGGUCCUUCUAGUCCUCCCUCUCCUACCAAUGAUAGUAAAGAUAGUGAACCAGUUUUAUUUAGACAGUCAACAUCUCCUAAUGAAGAUAAAAAUGAAGAAGAUUCAGAGAGUAUUUCUAAUCAAAGGCAACAGCAGUGGAUAGUAAUGAAAGAUCCUCCUGAAAUUAUCAAAGAUGGCAUAUCUGAGUUAUCAAAAGAUAAUCCUCUGGCCUAUGACCAUAUAGAAAAAAUGUCAAGUGUCUUGCCUACCAUGUGGAUGGGGGCACAGAAUGGAAGUAUAUAUGUGCAUUCAUCUGUUGCCCAGUGGUGGAGAUGUAUACAUACUGUGAAACUGAAAGAUGCAGUAUUGAAUAUUGUGCAUUUAAGGGGUAGAGUUGUUGCAGCAAUGGCAAAUGGUACUGUUGCUAUAUUUCAUCGAGGAGAAGAUAACCAGUGGGAACUUAAUAACUACCAUCUGUUAGAUCUGGGAUAUCCACAUUAUUCAAUUCGUUGCAUGGUUGUUGUUCAUAAUAAAGUUUGGUGUGGCUAUCGAAAUACUAUUCAUGUUUUGUGUCCAAAGACAUUAUCUAUAGAGAAAUCUUUUGAUGCUCACCCAAGGAAAGAGAGUCAGGUACGGCAAUUGGCUUGGAUUGGAGAUGGUGUUUGGUUAUCUAUCAGACUUGACAGCACACUGAGAUUAUACCAUGCACAUACAUAUCAGCAUCUUCAAGAUGUUGAUAUUGAGCCAUAUAUUUCAAAAAUUUUAGGUACAGGUAAACUAGGUUUCUCAUUUGUUCGGAUAACAGCUCUGGCUGUAUCCUGCUGCCGUCUCUGGAUAGGCACCGGCAAUGGAGUAAUACUUUCUGUUCCACUUCAUGAACCUGGUGCAAAACGAUGGUCCCAGGAUGAUCCUCAGUUGUCAGGAGAUGCAAUACGGGUAUAUGCUGAUGGCAAAGACAACCUUACUCCUGGUAGUUUUGUACCAUAUUGUUCAAUGUCUGAAGCACAGCUUUCAUUCCAUGGUCAUAAAGACGCAGUGAAAUUCUUUGUAGCUGUUCCAGGCCAAGGUGAUAUGAAUUCAGUCACUUCAUUAUCUGAUGAUAAAGAGGAUUUUGACACUACUGAAAAACCAGUCAAGCCCAAAUAUAUGUAUAUAAUGUCAGGUGCCGAAGGUUAUAUAGAUUUUCGCAUUGGUGAUGAAGAUGAUGAUAGUGAUGGUACAGAUAUGAGUGAUCGUUCGUCCAGGAAUUCGUUGAGGUCGGAACAAAGCCACCUUAUUGUGUGGCAAAUUCCAUUACCUUCUUCUAGCUCUGCCUCAAGUCAUUGAUGCUGUUAACUGUGCAUUACAUUUUGUAUCUGAUAUGCUGAAGCCAAUGUGCAGAGAUUUUUUUGUACAUGCGAAGAAUUUUAUCAUUUACCACUUGUGGUAUAUGCUUAAAACAGAGAGGCUUCAUAUGUUAUAAAAUUUUAAGACUGUUUUAGAUAUAUUUAAAAGGAAAUAUGACUAUGUUUUAGUAACAAUUGGUGCUUUUAAUUAUAAGUCUGUAUAUUUACUUUUAUUUAGCAAUAACUUUAUACAUAUUUUAGAUCACAGGAAAGAAUUAUUUAUUGAAUUUAAAAAAAAAUAUUUAUAUAUAUUAUAUACACAUGACCUUCUUAAAUGCGACGGAAACUACAGCACUAGUAGUUUGUUAAAGAUCUGAUUUGCAUGUUGCAAAGUUGCAGAACUUGUUUUGCUGUUAUUUGUCUAACACACUCUAUCUAUUUAUAAUCUUUUUUUUUUUUUUUUUUUUUCAUUUUAUUUUAAAGACUCUUCUCAAAGUAAAGAAGUUUUUAUUGUUAUCCUUAAAAAAAUCUAACAAAUGCAUAUUUGUCUGUGAUAGUAAUGAAUAUGAUCUUCAUUUGAUAAAAGUAUGUAAAGCAAAUAUUGUAUCUAUUAAAGUUAUCACUUUAAGUGCUGA